Molecule: messenger RNA, 333 nt
Organism: Owenia fusiformis
Lineage: Eukaryota; Metazoa; Annelida; Polychaeta; Sabellida; Oweniidae
Source: the annotation of a GenBank genome assembly
AUCUAGCCAGUUCAAACAGAAACACAUUUGUUCAACAGCUGAAUGACACCUGGUUCAAGGUGUACUCCAGGUCCAAGGGAAGGGCCAUGGAUAGUUCCGGUUUCGAGCAUGUCUUCGUCGGUGAAAUUAAAAGGAGUAAGGUUUCUGGCUUUCACAACUGGGUGCAGUACUACCAAGAAGAAAAGAAAGGUGAAACUGAAUUAUUUUCCGAAAGGGAACGCUGUCAGCCAGUCCCCAUAUUGACCUCGUCCCAUAACUGGCAGGGAGCAUUCAACGCGAUAGGCAGAUGGUACAUGAGGACAAGUCCAGAGUUUGAAAUGGCCAUCUACACAG